Messenger RNA from Fusarium vanettenii 77-13-4, 696 nucleotides. RefSeq lists its product as uncharacterized. The record is from RefSeq and is a predicted model, not a curated record. NCBI's taxonomy places the organism in Eukaryota, Fungi, Ascomycota, Sordariomycetes, Hypocreales, Nectriaceae. The transcript has a single exon. Bases 216 to 650 code for a protein of 144 amino acids.
CUUACUUUUCGUUACUCCUUCCCCUGGAAGUUGGCUCUUGCUUCAUUUUCCAUCACUUUCGGCUUCGUCUCCCCUUUUCUUCGAGUCGAGCUGUCAACCAUCACUUGAUCGAGCCAUACAACGAACAAACAUCUUGCAUCGUACAAGAAUCAUAAUCACAUCCCCGAACCCGAAUAAAACACUUUAAUCACCUCAUCUUUUACACCACCGACAUCAUGCGUUUCGCCAAGCACCUUCUUCCUCUCGCCCUCGUCAUCACCGGCGUCAUCGCUGCUGGUGACGAGUCCACAACCGAAGUGGCCAAAGCCAAGGCUACUGCCACCGACGACAAGGCCACCAAGACGACAAACGAGCCCGACGAGACCAAGGGGUCUGACAAGACGGAGGAGGCUGAGCCCACGGCUACCGGAGACGACGAGGACAAGGACAAGGACAGCACCGAAACGGGCAAGGAGACCGAGACUGAGAAGAACAGCAAGGCCAAGGUUACCUCUGCUACUGAGACGGAACAGUCGAUUGUCUCAUGGAACCCUCCUCAGCCUUCAACCAUGGCUCCCGACAUCAACGCUUCUUCCCGCUCUAUUCAGACCUCAGGUUACCUGGCUGUGGCCAUGGUGGGCAUCGUUUCCAUCGCCGCAGCUUUCCUAUGAGAAGCCCCUACAGAAACUUUACUAUUCAAAGCUCUUCCUUGUCGAU